AUGGACAAAAGUGCGACCUUACAAGAGCUGGGCUACAGAGAUGAGAACGACUUGAGAGAGACGAUCUACGACUUUUUGCGGACCAUUCGGGACCCGGAAAAGCCGAGUACUCUCGAGGAUCUAAAGGUCGUUUACGAGGACGGGAUUUUUGUGAAAGAGCCGACGGCGGACAAAGUUCCCGUGGUGAGAGUGGAAUAUAAUCCCACAGUACCCCAUUGUUCGCUGGCGACGCUUAUCGGGUUGUGCAUAAGGAUAAAAAUACAACGUUCGCUGCACCAUCCUGUCAAACUGGAUAUUUAUAUCAAGAAAGGAGCCCACACUACUGAGGAUGAAAUUAACAAGCAGAUCAACGACAAGGAGCGGAUUGCGGCUGCAAUGGAGAACCCCAAUCUAAGCAACCUGGUCGAGAACUGCAUAGCUGACGAGGAGUAA
Molecule: messenger RNA, 432 nt
Organism: Ostrinia nubilalis (European corn borer)
Lineage: Eukaryota; Metazoa; Arthropoda; Insecta; Lepidoptera; Crambidae
Gene: galla-1
Product: MIP18 family protein galla-1
Exons: 3
Coding region: 1-432 (143 amino acids)
Source: RefSeq, a predicted model, not a curated record